AUGGAGCAGCAUGAUGUUACGCGGAGUGGGGGCGUGGCAUGCUUAUCUUUAGGUAAGCCCGUGGGUACCCAGUCUAUCUGGCAGUCUCCGGUAGAGCUGGUUGGGAUAUUUUGGGGCGGCAUGGUACUAUGCGAGGGAAGGGGCAUAGGCGCUUUUCCAAGCCUGUGGGUACCAGCUUCGGCUGCAGUCUCCAGUAGGGCCGCCGGAAUACUUUAUUAUUUACCAAUAGAGGAUAUUCUAUUUGUAUUCAAUAAAUUUAUUAACUUGUAUCUUUUUGAUUAUUAUAAUGUUUCGCGAGCCUAG
This is a messenger RNA of Funneliformis caledonium, 303 nucleotides long. The record is from the annotation of a GenBank genome assembly. Lineage: Eukaryota; Fungi; Glomeromycota; Glomeromycetes; Glomerales; Glomeraceae.